AUGACUCGACUUUGUGCUUCUCAAUCACAAGAGCAAAGCAAGGCGGAACAAAGUUUGCCGGUACCACAAAAAGUUUUAAACUCAGAAUACGAAGAACCACUAGGAGAAGAUGAAACCGAACAAGAUUUCACCUACGACCAAGAAGAUUUCGACGGUUUCGACUCGACAAAAGAACGAAUCAGAGAAUUUGCAGCCUCGCCAGGAUCAACCGCACCAAACAUGAAACAAAUUUAUAAACAAAACGAAACAAACAACGAAAACGCACUUUCUGGGAACACUUCAUCAUCAUCACAUGGACCAUUCAACAAAAACCCACAACUUCAACCAGGAACGAAUUUUAUUGAAGAAAACACUUACAUCUACCUCUUAUUAACAUUAGGAGCAGCCUCACUUCUCUGUGUGAUAAUAAUCACAAGCCGAGCAUUAUUGAAUACUACUUUGGCUGAUAUACAGGAGAUGAAGUAUUUGGAAUUGGUGAUUAAGGAAACUUUGAAGUUAUAUCCACCUGCGGCGAUGUAUACAAGGAAAAUUAUGGAAAAUGGAAUAACCUACCCAACAGGUAUGACAAUUGGCAUAUUCGCUUAUGGCAUCCAACGUGAUGAAGAUCACUACGAAAACCCCGAAAAAUUCGACCCGGAACGUUUCUCCAAAGAAAGAAACAACAGAAAACAACUUUUCGCCUUUAUUCCAUUCAGUGCCGGACCAAGAAACUGCAUCGGGCAAAAAUUCGCCAUGUUGGAGUUAAAAACACUCUUGAGCAAAAUUUUAAGAAACUUCCGAGUGAAUCCAGCAACACCACAUCACACACUUAAUUUAACACCAACAAUUGUUCUAAGGUCAUCGAACGGCAUCAAAAUAUCACUUGCCGAAACAUUAAAUAUCUAUAAAACAUCCUGUAUUUAG
Molecule: messenger RNA, 903 nt
Organism: Dalotia coriaria
Lineage: Eukaryota; Metazoa; Arthropoda; Insecta; Coleoptera; Staphylinidae
Product: cytochrome P450 4g1-like
Exons: 5
Coding region: 1-903 (300 amino acids)
Molecular function (GO): monooxygenase activity; heme binding; iron ion binding
Source: RefSeq, a predicted model, not a curated record